Aedes albopictus (Asian tiger mosquito) is the source of this 1114-nucleotide messenger RNA. RefSeq lists its product as uncharacterized. The record is from RefSeq and is a predicted model, not a curated record. Lineage: Eukaryota; Metazoa; Arthropoda; Insecta; Diptera; Culicidae. The transcript is spliced from 3 exons. Bases 65 to 1114 code for a protein of 349 amino acids.
UGAAGUAUAUGAUAACAGUGUUCAGUAUGACAACGAUAAUAUAUCAGUUGACUGUGAAACAAUCAUGGAUAAACUGAGGACAGAUGAGUUAAUCCUUUUUGAACCAGAAAUAGAUGAUGCCAGUUUCCAGUUUGAAAAUACCAGUGUCGAUUGGUCCAUGCUUGAUGAAGAUCUCUUGUCGGAACACAACAACAAUGAUGAACUUGUAUAUGCUGAUAUAUCUCCAACUGUAAUCUCACCUGAUGAUCAUUGUGAAGCAAAUAGCAAUGUGACUAGUGCAAUACCUACACGUGCUGAAUCUUCUCCUAACUCAAGUACAAACGAUAUGAUCAAACAUUAUGAAGAUAAAUUAAAAGAAAAAGAUGAAGAGAUUGCGGAAUUGAAGGAAGUAAUUUCAAAGCAGAAAAAAAUUUUGAAGUCCUUCAAAUAUGAUGUGAAGUCAUUUGAAGGUCGAGAUACGCAGGUCAAGCAUCUCACUGGAUUGCCAACGUAUUCCACUUUAAAGACGGUUUACAACUUCGUCGAGAAAGGAAUUGUUUCCUAUUCGGACACCAUUUCGAAAGAACAAGCAUUUGUCAUGGUGCUUAUGUUUUUGAGACUUGGAUUGUGCUUUAAAACUCUGGCUCAUUUGUAUCAAGUUAGUCCUACGACAAUAACGAAAUAUUUUUAUUCGACCCUCUAUUCGUUAUACGUGCAGCUCGGAGGGCUUCUUAAAUGGCCUGAAAAGGAAGUAUUGGAAAGUAAUAUGCCAGAAAAAUACCGAAAUGUAUUUGAAGGUCCGAUCACAGUAAUAUUGGACUGCUUUAAAGUUUUCACCGAGAAGCCAGGAGUAAAGGACGCCAUUAUUAAAAUGUACAGCUCAUACAAGCAUCAUUAUACAUUCAAGGAAUUAGUAGGAAUUACACCAUUCGGCUCCAUAUCAUACGCAUCAAGACCGUACACAGGAAGGACGUCGGAUAAACAUAUCACAGAACAAUCAGGAUUCAUGAAUUACAUCAAAGCUGGGGACGUUGUACUGGCUGACCGGGGCUUCACUGUAAGAAAAGCUGUCCAGGAUAGAGGUGCCCUUUUAAAAGUGCCUGAUUCAGCAUCAAAAAUUCCCAUUGGACGUUAG